Messenger RNA from Aspergillus niger, 213 nucleotides. RefSeq lists its product as hypothetical. Bases 1 to 213 code for a protein of 70 amino acids. The transcript has 3 exons. Lineage: Eukaryota; Fungi; Ascomycota; Eurotiomycetes; Eurotiales; Aspergillaceae. The record is from RefSeq and is a predicted model, not a curated record.
AUGGUGAAGAUGCCCACGGCGGGGGAGUUAUUGGUCACUGAGACACCGGACAAGCGCCGUGAGGUUCGGGAGAGAGCGCAGGGUUCACCAGGGGAUGGAGAUGAGAGAGUGAGUGAAUGCUCCUCAAACCGGCGACUUGAACCAGUGGGAAAGGAUGAUGAUGGAGGGGAGGGCCGGAGUUGGUUUUGGCGUGCUUUUGGAGGAACGCCGUGA